This is a messenger RNA of Salvia splendens (bonfire salvia), 651 nucleotides long. RefSeq names its product putative germin-like protein 2-1. The coding region runs from base 1 to 651 and encodes 216 amino acids. The transcript has 2 exons. Gene Ontology annotation, molecular function: manganese ion binding. The record is from RefSeq and is a predicted model, not a curated record. NCBI's taxonomy places the organism in Eukaryota, Viridiplantae, Streptophyta, Magnoliopsida, Lamiales, Lamiaceae.
AUGUCGACUUGGUUUCUCUUGUUGAGCACCAUUGCUCAUUGUAUCCUCUGCGCCGUCUUCGCCUUCGAGCCAAGUCCGUUACAAGAUUUUUGUGUCGCUGAUUCCACAAGCUCGGCAAGAGUGAAUGGGCAAGCAUGCAAGAGCCCAUCAUCAGUUGGAGCUGCGGACUUCUCCUUCAGUGGACUCCACAUUCCCGGAAACACCUCAAACCUUAACGGCUCGAGAGUGACCCCAGUCAGUGUGGCCCAAUUGCCUGGGCUCAACACCCUUGGCAUCUCCAUGGUGCGUAUUGACUAUGCACCGUGGGGAAUAAACCCUCCCCACACUCACCCAAGAGCUACCGAGAUCUUGACUGUCAUUGAGGGUUCGCUUCAAGUAGGGUUUGUGACCUCGAAUCCCGAGAAUAGGCUCAUCACGAAGACCCUACAGAAAUGGGAUGUUUUUGUUUUUCCGAUUGGACUGAUUCACUUCCAGCGUAAUGUGGGGACUACAAAUGCAGUUGCCAUAGCUGCAUUGAGCAGCCAGAACCCCGGGGUGGUCACCAUUGCUAAUGCGGUUUUCGGGUCCAAGCCUGACAUUAGUAGCGAUAUUCUCACCAAGGCCUUCCAGAUUGAGCCUAGCCUUAUGCACAACUUGCAAGCUAAAUUUUAG